GUGAAAAUCUUUUCUAAUUUGAAAUAUUACAUUUAGGACACCUUUCACGAUUCAACGUUUGUGUGAACUGAUCACUGAACCAAAAAAGUAUUACAAGACAACAGACAAAUUUUUGAGAGGAGUUGAAAAGGUACAUUUCAAGAUAUCUUUGAUAAUUAUUAAAGGAAUACCAAAUGAUUUUCCGUGCAGGAUUGGAAGGGAUGUGGCGAGACUUUCGGAAAGCGUAAAAAUACUCGAGCCACAGGCGAGUGUAUUUUUAUGCUGUCCGAAAGUCGAGCAACAUCCCAAGUGCAUGGAUCAUGCUAUCCUGCUUGGAAAACCAUUUGGUAAUUGUUUUAUAAAAUAACAACAGUGAAACAAUGACAUUUUGAGAAUCCCGCAAAAAUCCUGUGAAGGCAUUUUAAUUCCUCAUGCAGGAUAGCCUGAUCCUGCACGGCUCUUGACCAAUCAAAUUGCGUGUUUCACUGUAGUUAUUAUUAUGAUGUGUUGAAUAUUGUCUUUAUUAAAAUCUUUUGUGAAAUUAACUUUGAAACAAAUGAUAGCAAUAUUAAUUUUAUUACAACGAAGUCUCAAUGCUUCUUGCAUCAUUUUCAAGUUAAAGAUAAGAAUUAUUCGUGUUUUGCUUUAAUUAUAACGGUCCGCGUGUUCGUGUCACAUAAAGAAAUACUGCGAUUUCCAGUUGAGUAUGGAAUUGCGAAAGUUUGUUUGUCAAGUUUUGUCGUUAGAAACUUUAUUUCGUUUUGUAAUGAUUGACAGUUUUUAACGGUUUUUACUUGACAACAUUGUCUGCUCGCCUGGUAACAUUAUAGAAUGACGUCACAAACAUUGUUUUCAAACGACAAAAGUUAACGAACAAACUCUACGAACAAACCUUCGUAAUUCCAUACUCAAGUGGAAAUCGCAGUAAUUGCGCAAGCAUGCAGAAUUUUUACUAAAUGUGCAAGACAAAAAAUACUAAAAUAUUUUUUAAAAAACAUUUAACUAUUUACACAUAAGACAAACACGACAAACAAGAUUAAUUAACAAAUUAAUAUUAGGCAAAAAGCUUAGAAUUAUCGAGUCAGACUGAGUGUUCAAAGAUGGUUUCAGUUCCCUAAUGUAAAGCAUCUCGUAGAGAAGGCACUCAUACUUCCCUCAACACUUGCGCAGAAUCGAAAAGCAAUUUUCAAAGUUUUCAAUCCUUGAUGUGCUCUCUCCAUGUUGAUCACACAUAUGGAUUCCUACCACUGAUUCCCUAUGUUCAUCAAUGCGUUGAUGUAGGUGUCGACAAUUAAGUAUAGCCAGAACAUAAUCUGCAUCGCACAGAUCACAUUCAGGGUUCUCCAUAGUUGUGAGUGGGACAGGUAAAACAGGUUUUUCAACAGGUAUAAGCAUCAAGUCGCACCUAUACAAACCUCUAGGGGGUCUGGGGUAUACCAACGGAAAAUUUUGAAAUCUGAAAUGGCAUUUCCUGCAUUUUGAGGGAAGAUUUAAACUUUUAUAGAAUACUAAAGAUUAUAUUCUAAACACACGCCAAUUUAAUUACUCAGUCCUCAGGCCCACGCUGGGUUGAUAAUAUAAUCAUUCCGCCAAAAAAUUUUGUUCACAGAUCGGGUUUAUAGGAUAUUUCUGUAUUCAAUCUAUCGAUGCUAAAUAAUUAAUAUUGUGGAAUUUCAGCAAUACUUGAUUGAUUAAUUGAUUAAAGGAAUACUGAAUGGUUUUCCGUGCAGGAUUGUGUGAUCCAUGCACGAGGGAUGUCGCGAGACUUUCGGAAAGCGUAAAAAUACUCGAGCUGCAGGCGAGUGUAUUUUGACACUUUUCCAAAAGUCGAGCAACAUCCCAAGUGCAUGGAUCACGCUAUCCUGCUUGGAAAACCAUUUGGUAAUUGUUUUAUAAAAUAACUGCAGUGAAACUAUGACAUUUUGAAAAUCCCGCGAAGGCAUUAUAAUUCCUCGUGCAGGAUAGCCUGAUCCUGCACGACUAUUGACCAAUAAAAUUGCGUGUUUUACUGUAGUUAUUAUAUAAAGGAUUUUCUCACACCUUAUUACUAAUUAUUUCUUGACAAAUGUACACAAACGUAUAUUUAACUUGGGCUUCUCCAGGCGGUAAUCAGUGCUCGUGGAAACGGUAAAUUUUACCGGUUACCGCCUGAUAAGGAGAACCCUGCACAUUUAAAUUUGUAAACAGUGCAGUGAUGAUUCACAAGGGGCGGCUUCAGUUCCUGUAUCUUGACAUCAUCAUGAACCUUUCUGCUUGUGAACACCAGUCUUAUAUAUAGCUUUCCCUAUCAACGAUCCAAGACCUGUGAGUUGUCUUUGCACAAUAUCGGCCGAUUUUUUUAUCUUUAAACGGCAAGAUAAGGCACACCACGUUUUCUUGCUGUUUUGUUGAUGUUCCCUUCACCUCCUCCUUGAAAAUGAUGCAAGCAGCAUCUAAACGUCAUUGUAAUAAAAUAAAAUUGAAUAUUUUCUUAAUUGAAAUUCUUAUUAUUCUUGCAGAAUAUUAUGGUCGUCAGUACAGUACAACCAGAUGGCUCUCUCAUUACAAGGUAAUAUUAAAUAUCACAUGAAGAGUAUUCAAAAUCUGUUCUUGUUCAGGGAUGCACUGGUGGGUGGGUGGGGGGGGGGGGGCAGAGCAAGGAAUAACUGAAUUCCUUUGUGAUGUAUUGCAACAUGCUUGCUUUCCAAUUACUAUGUUGUUAUACAGCAAAAUUAUAUAUAAAGUGAUCAACUUUCAAGCAGUGGUAUUUACAAAUUUUUAAUUAAUUGAGUGGCAGCACUCUUCCCCUGAUGAUUAAAAUCGUCUGUCAUUAGACAGAGUAAAAUAAUCUGGUAUUAGACAAAGUAAAAUAAUAAAGGGUGCGUCGCCAAUUAAAGGGUUAAUACUUAACAGAGUGUUGAUUAACAGUCAAUGGACUGGCAGCACUCUCCCCCUGACAAGUAAAAUCAUCGGGUGUUAGACAGAGUAAAUAAUAAAGUAGGGCGCAUUGCCACUUAAAGGUUAAUAAUUUCCAAAAGUCAACUUUAGAUUUGAAUCGAGUAUAGACGUGUUUCUCUAGUUAAAAUAUUUAUUUUUUACAAGCUUUUGAUGGGUAGAUUAUAAAUUAUAAUAUUAUUAUAAUCUACCUGUUAUAAUCUACCCGUUGAAGACUGUAGACUGACAGUUGAAAGCUUGUAAAAAAUAAAUAUUUUAACCAGAGAACGUCUAUACUCAAUAUGAAUAAUUCUGGUUUCGCAUCAAACAUAUUUAAAUUUAGAUUUGAAGUUAGUUAUCUCUAACCUUAACAGCUUAACUACUUUAUUAUUUUAUUCCAUCUAAUGCCAGACUAAUUUACUCUGUCUAAUAACAGACAAUUUACUUGUCAAUGGGAGAUCACUGGUUUUCCAUGGGUUAAACUCCACAUCUUUAAAAUAUCAACAUUCAAAGUUAAUGUGCAUAAACAUUUUUUUGACAGGUCAAUAUCAACACCACUUACAAAUGGUGACUUAUCUCCAACGAAGACAAACACCGAAUCUCAGAACCUCACCCCCCUGAACAACUCUCCACUAAAUACCAUUACUCAGGAUCAGUCUGCAAUUACAGCAACCACUGCUGAAGUUACAUCAGAAGAAAAAACUGAGUCGCAAGCCAUUGAACAAAAUUCUGUUGACAGUAACACUUCAAUAAAUAUAACACAAGGCAAUGAAAGUGAACAAGAACAAUCGCAUGUUGCUAGAGACAUUGUACAAUGCUCAGAUAAUGGGGAAAAUGUUUUAAAAGUUGAUGAAAAUUCAGAGCAUACAUCAGCCACAGAUAAUGUACAAAAUUGUAAAGAAAAUGGUACAACUGACAAUGAUGCAAUCGAGAAAGAGGAGAUUGUUACAAAGAGUGAAACACCAACAGGUCAGUUGAAAAGGUUAUAA
This is a messenger RNA of Paramuricea clavata, 3881 nucleotides long. The record is from the annotation of a GenBank genome assembly. Lineage: Eukaryota; Metazoa; Cnidaria; Anthozoa; Malacalcyonacea; Plexauridae.